CAGGGUCGCCUCGAGCGCUGCCACCGCGGCCGCUGGCCCUGUGGCCGAUCUCUUUCGGGCGUCGCAGCUGCCAGCCGAGACGCUGCACCAGAUCACAGAAUUGUGUGGUGCAAAGCGGAUUGGUUAUUUUGGCCUGACACAGUUUUACGUUGCCCUGAGAUUAAUUGCUGCGGCACAGUCUGGCCUCCCUGUACGGAUAGAGAGUAUUAAAUGUGAAUUGCCUCUGCCUCGCUUUAUGAUGUCAAAGAACGAUGGUGAGAUGCGAUUUGGGAAUCCACCUGAACUGCAUGGGAGUAAGGUUCAGAUUCCAUAUUUAACCACAGAAAAAAAUUCCUUCAAAAGAAUGGACGACGAGGAAAAACAGCAGGAAACACAGUCGCCCACGAUGUCACCCCUCGCCUCCCCUCCUUCUUCCCCGCCUCAUUACCAGAGGGUGCCCUUGAGCCAUGGCUACAGCAAACUGCGGAGCAGCACAGAACAGAUGCAUCCAGCUCCUUAUGAAGGUAGACAGCCCCUUGUUCAGCCUGAGGGAUCCUCGUCUGGAGUUUCAGGAGCCAAACCCCUUCGGCAUCAGGCUUCCCUUAUCCGGUCCUUUUCAGUGGAGAGAGAACUGCAGGAUAACAGCAGCAAUUACCCGGAUGAGCCCUGGAGGAUAACUGAAGAGCAGCGGGAAUACUACAUCAAUCAGUUUCGAUCCCUUCAACCAGACCCCAGUUCCUUCAUUUCAGGUUCUGUGGCCAAGAACUUCUUCACCAAGUCAAAGCUUUCCAUUCCAGAACUCUCUUAUAUAUGGGAACUUAGUGAUGCUGACUGUGACGGAGCUCUGACCCUACCUGAGUUCUGUGCUGCAUUUCAUCUCAUUGUGGCCCGGAAGAACGGCUACCCACUGCCUGAGGGCCUGCCUCCAACUCUGCAGCCAGAAUAUCUGCAAGCAGCUUUUCCUAAGCCCAAGUGGGAGUGUGCAUUAUUUGAUUCGUACUCUGAGUCAAUGCCGACAAACCAACAAGCCCGUGACCUGAAUCGGAUGGAGAAGACAUCUGUUAAAGACAUGGCUGAUUUUCCUGCCCCUACCCAGGAUGUGACUGGUGAUGACAAACAAGCUUUGAAAAGUAGUCUCAAUGAAGCCUUACCAAAGGAUGCGCCUGAGGAUCCAGCAGCUCCUAAGGAUUCCAACAGUCUCAAAGCAAGACCAAGAUCCAGAUCUUACUCUAGCACCUCCAUAGAAGAGGCUAUGAAAAGGGGUGAGGACCCUCCCACCCCGCCACCACGGCCACAGAAAACCCAUUCCAGAGCCUCCUCCUUGGAUCUGAAUAAAGUCUUCCAGCCCAGUGUGCCAGCUACUAAGUCAGGACUGUUACCUCCACCACCUGCACUUCCUCCGAGACCUUGCCCGUCACAGUCUGAACAAGUGUCAGAGGCUGAAUUGCCCCCACAGCUGAACAGGGCCCCUUCCCAGGCUGCAGAAAGUAGUCCACCCAAGAAGGAUGUAUCAUAUUCCCAGCCCCCAUCAAAGCCCAUUCGUAGAAAAUUGAGACCUGAAAAUCAAUCUACAGAAAGCCAAGAGCCUUCUACUGCUGUUGGUGGGCCCGCUUCUGGAGCCACUGUGAAACCCCAUCCAACAGUUCAGAAACAGUCUUCCAAACAGAAGAAGGCCAUCCAAACUGCUAUCCGCAAAAAUAAAGAGGCAAAUGCAGUGCUGGCCCGAUUGAAUAGUGAACUGCAACAGCAGCUUAAGGAGGUUCAUCAAGAACGGAUUGCACUGGAAAACCAACUGGAACAACUUCGUCCAGUCACUGUGUUGUGAGCCCCAAGGUUCAAGUGACAGUGCGUGACCUUGUCUGCCAAGAUCUUUCUUUUGAAUGUUUGAGCCAAACUACUUGUCACAGAUGUUUGACUAUGUCAAAAGCUGUGAGCAGCAGAGUAUAAUCUAUACAACCUCUUCUCUUGCAGUUCACUUGUAUAUUUUAUUGUGGUGGGAAAAAAUACUUCAACUGAUUAUCACACUUGAAAUUAUAAUUAUCAACAGAAUUUAUUUCCCAUUCUUAAGUACUUCCACAAGGUAUUAGAAGCUGCUCCUUACCAAAAAUCAUUCUUCUAGCAAAUAAUUUAGAGCAUUAUUUAUUUAAAGAAUUUACCGUUUGUACAAAACCUUAUAACCAAGUACAUUCAGGAUGCUUGUUUUAUUUUUGUAUGUAUGUCACAUACAAUAGGUUGGUUUCUUGAAUAAUUGGGAUUCCAACUGGAUAGUCUUUGGCAUGAUGAUAAUAAAAACAAAAGGUAAAAUAAAGCAAAAGCAUCAGAUUUAGACUGGCACUGUGCCCUCCACCACUAUAUGCCAAAAAUUGCUUCUUUAGUGCCAUUUUGAUGUUAUAUCUUGCUAUAAAUAAUACACGACUAUCAUUUUCUGUUGAAUGUCAAAAGACUUAUUGGUUCUUUCCACCCUAUGAAGUAGAGAUUUUGGCAGUGAGUUAUUUAACUUGGCCAAUCUAGGCCAUCAACCCAGAUAACUCAGUCCUUUCAUGUACACUUUUGGGCAAAAACAAUUUACUUUAACUGCCUUGCCUGAUCAAAUUAAAUAAAUAGUUGCCAGAUCUCUACUUUUAUCCUGCAUGGGAUAGCAUAUCUAUAAAGUGCAUGAGUUUGGAAACCACCCAUCAAAUAUGAAAAGCUGGAUUAAUAAACAUUUGUUAUUUGAACCCAGGCAUCCAGACUGGGGAGGAAAGGGAAAGGGUUACUAACAAUCCAGUAAUCUCUGGUGGGUGUUUUUCCUUUGUCUUAACCUGGAUUGAAAAUGGCUUGGGUAUAAAGAAAUAAUGAAAGAAAGUGGUGCUCACACUGAACAUAAGACUUUUGUUCUGUGUGAAGUGUGCCCUUUAGAAGAAGUAAUUGGUGUAUAUACAGUUCAGAGGAGUUCAGCUGACUCUUGUACAGGUUGUGUAAAACAAGCUCACAUUGCAGAAGGCAGUAGCACGUAAAUCUUUGUAACACGUAAUCUUUCGGUAGCUACUGCUUCACCUGAACCCCCAAGCUGAAAGUGGGGAUUGACCAACCCACAGGGUUGCAGAUUCACUGAUACUCAUAAGGACAUGCCAACUUUAACAUUGCUUCGAGAGAUUUAGACUAGGAAUCCUAUCUUUUACGCAUUUGCUAAUGUACCCAUUCUUUGGAUAAUGGGAUGGGGUGUGCCCAGGGUCCUUUUUUAAAUGGUUUUGGAUAGGUUUGAAACACAUAGGAUUGAGCUGCUGGACUCAGUAGAGCUGAGAGCUGUUAGGAAAAGUAGGCAUUCAUUUAAUGUUUCCUCAUUCUACUGGCAAACUUUCUUAGGAGCUUAACAGCAGCAGAGAAAGGCUCAAACAGAUGAUGUCUGCCCAGAGAAAAACAAAUUGUUGAAUCUAUUCCAUGCAUAUUUAAGUAUUUUGAAUUAAUUUGAUUUUGAAAGUCAUGAAACUUGAACUAUUUCUCUAUUUCCCUUUUCCUCCCUCUGCCUGCCUUUUUUAUUCUUGUGAGGAAGGGUUGGGAAUUUGUUUAAAACUCCUCCUAAGAUUAUGAAUGGGUAGUCUGCAAAUUUUUAGGUAACUUUUUUCCUAUAUGUUGAAAUUUGGGGACUGCAACAAAUUUUAUCAACAAAUGUUAUCAGUGUUCUUAUUGCAGAUGUUUCAUGGCAUGUUUGGCUUUUGGUGCAUUCCAUCCAGGAAGGACUAGCGUAUGCACUUUAUCUCGUCAUCGUCCAGUACAUAUGCACUCACUCGAGAUAGCACUUCAUAUCCACCAGCCAGACAUAUAAACGAAGGAAUGUUAGUCUAAACUAUGCAUUUAAAAAAUACUGACAUUCUGUCUUCCCCCAUGAAGUCAUUGACGAAAAGAGCCAAAUAAGGAGGCUGGGAUUUUGUUUAGUUGGCUUGGUUUUCAUUAAGGGAAAAAACUUGCACUGGACAAUCAAAGCCCUCCAAGUUUGUAGUCUUUCUUGUAUAUAUGCUGGGAUCAACCCCAGAGCUUCAUGCGUGCUAGGCAAGCGCUCCACCACUGAGCCACAUUCUCAGCCCAACAGCAGUAUUUUAAGAUAGGCAUUGCAUUAAAGCACACACCAGUAAUACAUACACCCAGCCUUCUUAUGUGGACUUAAUUUUGUCCACAGCUUAUUAGUUGCUUAGAAGUGGAUGUUUUUAAAAAAAGAAUUAAAUAUUUGUAUGUAUAUAUACAUGCAGACAUAGAUAUACUACUCUUGUUGUUAUCUAACUAGUGCUCAUCCUCAAUUUCUCUGUUUUCUUAGAAUAUGUACUUUUAAUUUAGGGUUAUAAUGUCUGAUAAUAUUUCAUGAGCCUUUAAUGUGAUUUAUAGUAAGGCUGAAUUAUUGAAAUCACCAUUACACCUCUCUAAUAAAACUGCUCCAUAAUUAGACUUGCUUUUUAGCACAAUUCUACAAAUGGAAGGUUAAUAUUGUCCCCAUUCAUGGGGAUUUAAUUACCUUGUUCAUUGCUCUCCUCCUAUAAGGACCCUCUGGUCACAUAGACAGAAGCAUAGCAGAAGCCAAUAGUGGGCAUAUUGGGUCCGUCACCACCCUUGUAUGUGGUAUAUUGCUUUUGCCACCUCUUUGAAAGACAUGAAGCAAGAUCAAGUAGUAGACAUCUGGAAUGGAUGUGUAUGCUGUAUUUAGGGCAGAAGGAUCUAACAACAUUAAAGAUAUUAGACAAGUGCUUGGGCCUAAUACAGAGAGGAUUCAGCUUAGCUGGAAGCCGUGCCUAUCUUCUUGUCAAUGAAGGACAGGAUGUUGGGGCUGGGCAGGACUGGUGCCUGUCUCCUGUAGUUCGUAUGUGACGAAACCAAGGCUGUAAGAAUCAGCAGUUCUUGGCUAAAGAAUCUAUAGAAAGAGGUAGCUAAUGAUAGAGUUAGGUUACCAGCCUGAGUUUAUGGUUCUAAGUUGGAUCCUCUAUCCUCUGUCAACACUAAAAUUAGAUUAGAAGGUUUUCUUUCUGUUUACCUUGUUGAAAUUUAUUGAUUUAACCAAUUAGUCUUUAAAUAUAAAAACAUAUUUUAAGCUUUAGAUCUAGAAACUUCUCUUGGUUUGAACAGUAAGAUCUGAAGAGAAAGAAUAUUAUUGAACUAUUUGUUCUUCUGAACACCUCACCUUUCAUGAUGCAAUAAGUUAUUCUGAAUUUCUUGGCAGAACUUUUGACAGCUGUUGCUUUGAAUGGAUUCCAUUCCCAUAUUCCUUGUGGGAGUUUGUUUUUAAAAUAGACUACUGUGAUUGAAAUGAACUCAAUAUGUAAGUUAUAGUUUUCUUAAAUAUAUCUUUGGUUACUUGGGUCGCAAAUGUUCAAUUUCAGCAUAUUUUAGAGUAAUCAAAAACAUGGAUUUUUCUUUGAUUUCCUACCAAUGUCUGAACUAUCAUAAAACAUUUUUCUCCUUGUAUGUGAUUCUACAGUCUGUUUCUAAAUGUUUGUUUCUUAAACGAUCUCAUAGCCAUGGUAAUGAUAGAUGUGCAAUUAAAGGUCAAUAAGGCUAUAUUUGGAAUAGAUAUGUUUUUUGCAAUUAAGAUAGACAUUUGCAAAUGUCUUCUUCUAAGCAGUAGUUGGAAAGAUCUCAAUUACAGUAUUAACACCUUUGAGCUAACAACAUUUGUUCAACACAAACUAGAAUCACACCUUCUGACUCGAUAUCAUCAAGGGAAUGUGAUUUUAAAAAUAUAAAAACAAGAAUUUAACAUCUCAUAGCAAGAAGCUCUUCCCAUAUUAUUGACAAGUAGGCUCAUUAGGUUGUGGUUUAUACAUUAUUAAUGUGAACAAAAUGAUAUUGCAGUUUAGAGGUCAUUUCCCCUCUUGUCAAACAGAACACCAAUAGCUUCAGUUUCUCUGUUUGACUGGUUUACUGUUUCUAGUGUGUUCUUUUAAAACUGAUUUCAAAGGAUCAGUUGAAUUUAGUCAUGGGUGGUUUUUUAUUGUUGUUUUUACAUUUAGUCAUGGGUGUUUUUUUAUUGUUGUUGUUUUUACAUCAUGACUUAAUGUGGUUUAUAUUCCUAGUCAGAAGUGAGGAGGCGGGUUUUGGGAGUGCUCAGUUUGCGUAUCUUGCUUCUCCUUCAGCACAGGCCAAGCACAGGCCACCAGUAUGGCCAGAUCAGUCCCUCAGAGCAAACUGGAAUGACUGUUACUCUGUGGGCCACCUUGCUUUGCUAGUUUUUGAGGAGAAGUGCAUCUAGUUAUGAGAAACUCCCAAGAGCAACCCUGGGAGCAGCAGACAACAGAGGGACAAACUUAAAAGCAAGGGCUGCUGCCCACCUUCCAACCAAACUUUUGAAGAAUGUCUUACAAAUAAGAUCUGAAGAAGCUGCUGUGUUAGUGUGAGCAAGACAGCCCAAGCAUACAGUUGCUUUUAGGCUUGCAGGGUCAUCUUCUAUGUUUACUAACACACAUGAUGGUAAAGGAACCUUGUCCAAGCAGCACUGUAGGGUUUAAAUUGACAGGAUUUGUUCUACUUACAGAAGCCUUGCUUUGCUGUCAAUAAUUGGGGAGUGCUUAUUUUUCAUGUCAUGAAUUCUCCUAUCUUGCUUCAAGCUAAUUUCGUGGUGGUAGAGGUUGGAGAAAGUAGGUUUACAACUUUAAAGACCAGAGGAUAUCAGACUUUAAGAGAGCUUAAAUUGGAAUUUGGUUAACUAUGAUAAGGAAAACUUCAGAUACCAGUUCCAUCCUCCGGCACUGUGCUGAAUAACAGGACUAGGUCACAAGCUCUUUCAGGGUGCUUUGCCCUGAAACAGAACUCAACAACCUCGUUGUAUGCAGGUUGGAUCACCUAAGUUGUGUUAUUUUUGUUUUAAGUCAACUUGUGUGACAGCUUCAACUGCAUACAUCUUGAGAGCCAGGUAUACCCUCUUCUUUAGCACUGCCAUCCUUUUUAUCUUCAGCACAAAUAAGAUAUUUAAGUGAGCCAGAGGCAAAAAGAGCCAUUUUAGUCUUCAUAGCUAUUGGCCAAGAGAGAUAAUGAACUGAUGAUAAUGAACUAUUUUAACCUUGAAAGUAAAAAUGUAUAUUUUUUCACUACAGGUACAUUGAACAGUAAAAAAGCGUAACAGCAAAGUAUAUAUUUGAUGCCUUCUGUCUUUUCAUGAUAUUGUACUAGCAAGUUGUGUUAGUAUUUACUCAGCCAGAGACUCAUUUGUUUGCUAAGCAUUAGGAGCAUUAGGUAUAUUGACCUUAAACAUAAACAAAUCCUUGAGAGUGUCCUAUAUUUGCAUUGUGACUUGUAGACUCAAGCUAACUUUACUGCCUCUUUUUCACAUUUGUUGAAAAAUCUGUGAAGAACAUAGUAAAUUAAGGAUCUCAAACUCCGGACAAUGUACAUGAUGUGAAACUGGGGUGCUAUGUUAAAAAUAAAUGUAAGAUAACUA
Molecule: messenger RNA, 7378 nt
Organism: Fukomys damarensis (Damara mole-rat)
Lineage: Eukaryota; Metazoa; Chordata; Mammalia; Rodentia; Bathyergidae
Gene: Reps2
Product: RALBP1 associated Eps domain containing 2
Exons: 18
Coding region: 236-1804 (522 amino acids)
Biological process (GO): endosomal transport; endocytosis
Cellular component (GO): cytoplasm; plasma membrane
Molecular function (GO): protein binding; calcium ion binding
Source: RefSeq, a predicted model, not a curated record